Messenger RNA from Lymnaea stagnalis (great pond snail), 201 nucleotides. The record is from the annotation of a GenBank genome assembly. Lineage: Eukaryota; Metazoa; Mollusca; Gastropoda; Lymnaeidae.
GAACAAAUGCAGCGACUGAAGGAGAAGAACAACCAGCUCCGUCAACAGACCGUGUGCAAGAUUUGUAUGGACAAGGAGGUUGCCGUCGUGUUCCUGCCCUGUGGUCAUCUGGUGUCCUGUGCAGAGUGCGCUUCUGGCAUGAAGGACUGUCCCAUCUGCAGGGUCACUGUCAAGGGCAUCGUUAGGGCGUUCAUGAGUUAA